AGAGAUACUCACAACGCAAACUCAAGAGCCGCGGCUCAUCGAGCAACGCUCUCCACCCAGGAUCAGGGCCUGGCGGACGUGUAGACGGUUCGUAUCUGCUCUCCGAUUUUUUUUUCCCUCCCCUCCCAUUGCUGCUUGAUUCUGGUGGUCAGCCUUACCCUAUCUGGUAUAAUAUACUGACGAGGAACUCUUAAUCUACACAGCACCAGAACCGUCUACCUUCGCCGUCCUGAACUGGCUUUCUUUUCUUUUCUCUUUAUUUCAUUAUGCCGUCCUUCUUCGCGCCAGGCCUUCAGGGCCUCCCCCCUACUCCUCCCCAUAUCAUGAGCGGUGGCAGACUGGAUCCCGAGCAGCAAUUUUACGUUGUGGGCCAUUCCGCCUUCCCUCCUCGCUACUCGCAGAACGGCUGUGAAUUCAUCGAGCAGUACUCUCAAUCAUCCUGCUACUCCAAGCCCGCCCCGAUGAAUAUGCACCCGUCGUCGAUGCGCAGUGGUAGAGACAUGGCCGUGAUGAACCAGCCCAUGUUCGGUCCGAUGCCGAACGCCAAUGUGUUGCCUCCCAUUCGAAACAACGUCCAAUUGCCCCCCGUGGACGGCGCGGUCCCGCCCCAGUACCGUCGAGAAGACGUCAUGGUGCAGCCCGAACAGCAGCAGCGCAAGGAGGAGAAGGCUACUGGAGGUGUUGCCGCCCGCUUGGAUUAUGAGAUGGACCAGAUGUCCGACUUCGUGGCUGAGAUGGCCCAGGGAAUGUAUGCUUUGUACAACACCAAGAUUCACCUUGCAGAUAUUGACUUCGCGCGAAGCGUCUACCCAGGAACGUCAGUCCCGCCGCAAUUCCGGAAGUACGUCUUUCAGAUCUUGUCGUCGACCCGCUUGCCAAGUUCGACGAUUCUUCUGGGUCUUUACUAUCUAGCCAGCAGGAUGCGCAUGCUGUCUUCUUCCAAGGUGUUUUUAUCCGGCAAUGGUCAAGUCUACCGGAUGCUCACGGUGGCACUUUUACUCGGGAGCAAAUUCUUGGAUGACAACACCUUCCAGAACAAGUCUUGGGCGGAAGUCAGCAAUAUCCCUGUGAGUGAGCUCAAUACCAUGGAGCUCGAAUGGCUGUUCGCUUUUGAGUGGAAGAUCCACGAUCGCAUCUACGAUGAUCAGGACGGGUUCACAUCCUGGCGCUCUCACUGGGACACGUGGCGGGCAAAGACCGCCCGGGCCCAUGAUUCGCGUCACAACCUGGCCCCGAUCGACACUAACGUGUCCAGGGGUUCUAGAAUCUCCAAACCGCUCAUGUCCCCUGAAGGUCCUAUCCCUCCGCAGUACCAGCGAAGCUCUCACUUUGAGACUUCCUGGCUCAACCCGGCGGCGUCUGAGUAUUCGCCCCCAUCGGCCCCCCACAGUGGCCCUAACACCCCAGACUACUACGCUGUUGGGCCGUGGGGGUACACUAACCCACCACCGCCGUAUUCUCGGACCUGGAUUCCGCCCCAGCCGCAAUACAUGCCGCAGGCGCCACGGUCGCAGCCACCUUCCUACCACCAUACACCGUCCUAUGCGUUACCUUUCGCACAGAGUGUGUGGACGGGUCAUGGCUCUUCCUGUGGUUGUUUGUAUUGUGCUAAACACGUUGAGCACUAUAUGUGCACUGGAGCUUUCGGCGCAAUGCAACCUAUUCUUGCUGGCUAAUGGGUGGUUUACCGGACUUACCUAGGAGUCGCGGUGUAUAUUGCACGUUCAGUUCGACCGACCUUUUCUGUUUUCAGCUAGACUUGUUCGCCCCUGUUUCUUGAUGAUACCGUAUCUCGUUGUUUUCGAUCUGGUGAUGACACUCAUUUUAUCCGGUUUCGGUUCUUACUGUUGUGUCCGCUCAAAAAGUCCUUUGAUCGCCUUUUUUUUUACCCUGAUAUCCUCGAAACAAAAAAAAAAUCGCAAAAAAAAAAGUGCUUCGAAGCGAUAUUCGAACAAGUGCCACAUCUACGACACAGCUUGAACAUACAUUU
Messenger RNA from Aspergillus alliaceus, 1990 nucleotides. Its product is annotated as putative cyclin-like protein (Clg1). NCBI's taxonomy places the organism in Eukaryota, Fungi, Ascomycota, Eurotiomycetes, Eurotiales, Aspergillaceae. Gene Ontology annotation, biological process: regulation of cyclin-dependent protein serine/threonine kinase activity. Gene Ontology annotation, molecular function: cyclin-dependent protein serine/threonine kinase regulator activity; protein kinase binding. The record is from RefSeq and is a predicted model, not a curated record. The coding region runs from base 267 to 1676 and encodes 469 amino acids. Gene Ontology annotation, cellular component: nucleus; cyclin-dependent protein kinase holoenzyme complex. The transcript has a single exon.